AUGUUCCAGGGUACGAUUCUCGUCGACGGCAAAGGCCACUUGAUCGGCCGCCUCGCCUCGGUGAUCGCGAAGGAGCUGCUGAACGGGCAGGAAGUCGUCGUGCUUCGAUGCGAAGAGAUCGAAAUCUCGGGCACGCGCCACCGCAACCGGAAGAACUUUCAAAGCUACCUGCAAAAGCGCACCAACACCAACCCCAAGUGGGGACCCUUCCACCACCGCGCGCCGCGCAUGAUCCUCACCAAGUCCGUGCGCGGCAUGCUCCCGCGCAAGACCAAGCGCGGCGAGGAGGCCAUGGCCCGCUUCAAAGCCUUCGAGGGCGUGCCGCCCGCCUACGCCAAGACGAAGAGGAUGGUCGUCCCGGCCGCGCUUCGUGUCACCCAUUUGCGUCCCAGUGCCAAGUACACUAACAUUGGAAAGCUCGCAGGCGAGAUGGGAUGGAAGUAUGGGAGCCUCAUUCGCAAGAUGGAGGAACAGCGUAAGGUUGAGAGCGCUGCGGAUUACGAAAAGAGAAAGGCAUUGGCCAAGCUUAAGGUCCAAGCUAUCGCUAGUGUUGAUCUUUCGGCAGAGAACCAGGUCCUUGCACCAGCCGGGUAUUAGACGCGCAAUCGUUAAAGUAAUGUCUCUUGAUUAAAGCUUUUCGUCGCGCUGUUCAUACACCACCUUCGACUUCCGUGUCAUUGAGCAGCUGGUUUCGAACUCGUACCACAGA
Messenger RNA from Chondrus crispus (carragheen), 709 nucleotides. RefSeq lists its product as hypothetical. The record is from RefSeq and is a predicted model, not a curated record. Lineage: Eukaryota; Rhodophyta; Florideophyceae; Gigartinales; Gigartinaceae. Gene Ontology annotation, molecular function: mRNA binding; structural constituent of ribosome. Gene Ontology annotation, biological process: translation; negative regulation of translation. The transcript has 2 exons. Gene Ontology annotation, cellular component: ribosome; cytosolic large ribosomal subunit. Bases 1 to 597 code for a protein of 198 amino acids.